This is a messenger RNA of Eleginops maclovinus (Patagonian blennie), 3400 nucleotides long. Its product is annotated as 12-(S)-hydroxy-5,8,10,14-eicosatetraenoic acid receptor-like. Gene Ontology annotation, molecular function: G protein-coupled receptor activity. Gene Ontology annotation, cellular component: membrane. The transcript has 2 exons. Gene Ontology annotation, biological process: G protein-coupled receptor signaling pathway. The record is from RefSeq and is a predicted model, not a curated record. The coding region runs from base 1643 to 2662 and encodes 339 amino acids. Lineage: Eukaryota; Metazoa; Chordata; Actinopteri; Perciformes; Eleginopidae.
CACCAUGACAUGUAGACAGAAACCACAUUUCAUUUAACAUAAAUGAGAAUGAGCUGUGGUUUGCUAAACUAAGAACAUCAAACACUCUUGCAUAGUUUCUGUGCUCUGUGGAAAUACUUUGCUACAAGAUUUAGGGCAUAUUGAGAGUACGGUACAGCGCGUAAAUGAAUCAUAAGAUCAAGGCACGAUCUCUGUGUCUUGUUUUAUUAUGACAUACUAUCCCUAGCCCUAUCAAACAUAAUCAUCAACUUCCUGGUAGCUAGAGUCAGGCUGUUAAGUAGAUACAGGGGGCCAUCAGUCUAGUUGAGUGACUAAGCCAAUAUCAAAUUAGAUCAUUGUCUGAGGAAAGCUCACAUCAUAAAAGGUACUCAUCUCACACCUUUUAACCCAAGACAAGUAAUCAAACAUUCACUGAGUAUCAGGCUCAGAUCAAGGCUUACCAAUGCAUUAAUCAUCUCAAGCAUAAAGCAGUUAAGCAAGGGGAAAAUGGUCACAAUACAAACAGAAUAAACACCUAUAAUGAAUAAAGUGACGUUUAAAGGCCGGAGUUUAAAUCAUGUAACAGAUCUGUAAAGAAGAGGUCAUGUCCUCCCAAAGUCUCGAAAACCUGUUUUAAUCUUAAGAGCUGUCUGGACUUGUAACUGCAGUAUCGCAGGAGUUUGAAGCAUGCAAAGUUUGAGGCAUGCAGAGUUGAGUGAGAGGCCCAGAGCAAACCCUCUCUCCUCCUCCCUUAGGACGCAACAUUCCUUGCAAACCCAUUGAAUUUUCCUUACAUAGUAGAACAAAAUCACAGCAGCACUAUAUCCAUCUCCUCGAGGCCUACGCGUACAUUCAUCAUCAAUUCCCAGGGAGCCACAUCUGCUUUCUCUGAGGACAAAGUUCCUUUGAAAUAUUCCAUUUUAACAUUUAAGCAUCUGUGAAGAAUGUGCGCGAUAUUGAGCAAAGAGCAGGAAGCGUCAGAAAGCUGUCGUUCAGUAGCUAGUAGAGUAAGAAAAAUGGUUAUUCUCACAGUUGGUGCCAGGACAUUGAAUUAUGCAUUACAGGAAUAUGAACCGUUGGCUGCCGGUCAGAAGUCAAUCAGCUUUAGCAACCAGUAACAGAAUGUUUCCACAGGGAUCCAGCAAGGACUUUUCAGGGCUUAACACAGCAUGUGGACUUUGACUGAGUUUCAUCUCUUAAGGACACCAGCUUUGUGCUUACUUUGAUGUUUACUACGUCUUAUAUUGCUGUGAAGAAACUGUCUUUUGGUGCUAUGUAUUUCCAAUGUUACAGGCAGGUUUUCCUCCUUGUUAGGACCACUGAUCCUGCCUUGAAAAAGCAGCUGUUGACUCACCUCCUCAGGCUACAGUGUGAGGCGGAGCUAAGAGCACAGGGCUGAACUGCAACCAAACUCAAAGCAACCGCGAAGCAUUUGCUCUGCACUCUGAGAGAAGCACUUCAAGACUAAGGAGAUCCAAACCCCACAGACUUUUGAAAACUGGAAAAGCACCAGAGGACUGACAUCUAAAACCUAAAAGAGGAGUGAAACAGGAAGGCAGUGAAGAAACUUGUUUGGCAAGUUCUUUUGUGGCAAGUUUUUGUGGUUGAGACUUCACGUUUGAAGUGAUUUCCUUGUCAGGUUAGAGGAGAACACUUCUGUAAAAUGGAAAACACCACUGCUUCUCCUUACCAGAGUAUCGAGGACUGCCUUGCCACAAACAAGGUUCUGUAUAAAUUCUAUGCGGCUGUCAUAAUUAUCAUUUUCAUCCUGGCAUUGCCUCUGAACGCGUCUGUCCUCCACCUCUUCAUAUUCAAGCUGAAAUUCUGGAAAUCCAACACUAACAACGUCUUCCUGUUCAACCUGGUACUGGCCGACAUUCUGCUGCUCUUCUGUUUGCCCAUAAAGGCUUACAACUUCAUCCAAGGGGAGAGGAGGAGUGAUAACGACAGUGUUUGCAAAGCCAUGCUCUUCAUGUUGUUUUUAAACCGCGGGGCCAGCAUUGCCUUCCUCACGGUCACUUCCAUUGAUCGAUAUUUUAACGUGGUGCAUCCGGGACGAAAGAAUCUUUUAAGAGCUCUCAAGAAAUCUCCUCACAUCUCGAUCCUCAUCUGGGUGCUUCUUCUGCCUCUCACUAUCCCCACCAUGCUCAAAAACUUUGACUGCUGCAACAGUCAUGGCAAAGUCUCAGGUGAAACUCCAGAAGAUGCCUUGAUUAAGGAUGUGGUGGACAGUAUGCGAGAGGUGGUCUUCUUCACCCAGAUCCUCAUCCCCUUCGUCAUCCUGGUCUACUGCACCGUGCACAUCGUCAACCGGCUCAGGAAGAAGACGGUCGGCAACCGGACGAAGCUGAAGAGAGCGGUGUUCCUGGUGACCUCCGUCAUGGUAGUGUUCUCCUUCUGCUUCCUGCCCUGCACCAUCGCCAGGAUUAUCCUGCUGAUCGCCCGCGUCAAAGAAUGGCCUUUAUACCAGCAGGACAAAGCCGCGGUGGCCUUCGACGGCCUCAUGGUGCUCUCCUACAUGGACUGUCUGCUGGAUCCGCUGGUCUACUGCUUCUGCAGCACCAAGUUCAAAGGGCUUUACUGCUCCACUUACUUCCCUUUCCUAGUGAAGGGCGAUCCAGCGCCGAUAGAAAGCUCAUCGGCGGGACACUCAGCUAUACCUACACGCAAUAAUGUCAUCUGAAAACAAUUUCAAAAAGGUUGAUUCACUGUUUAAAGAAACCUACCGAGAGGAUUACUACCUGAGACUGCCCCACAAAAUAUGCCGAUUUUGAAAGGGGACUGUGAAGGCAAAGUGAAGACAGUUGUUAUUUAACUCUCUAUUGAUUCUUGAAUAGAAGAAUAUACAUAUGUAAAUAAGAAGUUCUUGUUCUAGCAGAGUGUGUUGUAGAUGUACUAUAGGAGUGAUUCAAUAGAGUAUAUUAAUGUUGGGGGAUUUUAUUUUUGUGAAACAUGAGGUUCUUGUAAGGGGAAUGCCCCUCUGCCAAAGGAUGCACAUCUGUUUUCCAGUUUUUCUUGGACAGUGAGCACAUUUGAUCAUAAAAAAGAUUCUUUCAAAUGCGCAGAAGAAUGUUAUCCGUCAAAUCAAAUUAACCUCACGCAACCUUUAUCUGAGCUUCCACUGAGUUGCAAGCAUGAGUGAUUAAAGCCAUCCUUUAAAGCUCAAUCCAGGGACACACAUUUUCUACGAAGCUGCAAAUGGGAAGAAAUAUCUAAACUAAGGACAUUUAAGAAGGUUUUAAAUGUGAAGAGGUCCUUCCCCUACUACCAUAAGACUUCACCCUAAAGGCCCAUACAGGAAGCUGAUCCUUACUGUGGAUUUAUGGAUGGAAUAUAACUGUCUAUGCUGUAUGAGAGAGAGAGAGAGAGGUUUAUAUUAUACUGUGCAUAUUUUCUAAUAAUAAAAUUGCUGUAAACUGUC